AGCCAAAAAUUGAUUUAAUGUCAUCAAAUAAUUCACUGAUUAUUAUUGAUGAUGAUCAUCAACGACAACAAAAAUGGCUUGAUACAACAAUGUCAAACAUGUUGCUAAAAACGUAUACCUAUUUAAGACAGCCAAAAAUUCUUCUUGAUUAUAAACGUGCCGUUCAAGAUACAAUAACACGUUGUCUAGCGAUGAUUAUGGAGGAAAAGUUUAAAAUAUUUCUAAUUGGUUCAUCAUUAACAUCAUUAGGUUCAAAUCGUUCGGAUAUUGAUCUUUGUAUGGUGAUCUAUGAUCGUCGUGGCCAGGUGGAUGAACGUUAUCAGAAUCGUGUUCAUGCUGAAUAUACACUUGGACGUAUACGUAAUAUACUUGAACGUUGUGGCCUGGCAUUUGAUUCAAAAGUAAUACGUGCAAAUGUACCAAUAUUAAAAUUUUAUGACCAUAAUCAUAUUGAAGUUAAUCUGAAUAUAAACAAAUUGGUCACCGUACAGAAUACCCUAUUAUUAAUGCAUUGUUGUUCAUUAGAUUCAAGAGUUGCACCGUUUUUAUUCACCAUAAAAUUAUGGGCACAAAAGAAUGGUAUUAAUUGUGCAUAUUUUAAAUCAUUAUCAUCAUAUGCAUUAUCAUUGAUGGCAAUAUUUUUCUUACAAAAUGUAUGUCAACCACCAAUUCUGCCAUCAUUUGAUCAGAUAUUAGAAUUGAUAAAACAAUCAACGAAAAUUUAUUCAAAUUUUCAUUCAAAUUCAAAUAACAACAACAAAACAAAUAAUCGAAAACAAUCAUCAUCAUCAUCAUCAGGAAAAAUCCACAGGAUUCAGUGUUACGACAAUUGUAUGUAACUACAUCGGCUGAUUAUUAUUAUCUACAACAACGACAUAAUAUUAAUGGUAAUGGUAAUAAUUAUCAACAGCAACAGAAUUUGAU
Molecule: messenger RNA, 924 nt
Organism: Dermatophagoides farinae (American house dust mite)
Lineage: Eukaryota; Metazoa; Arthropoda; Arachnida; Sarcoptiformes; Pyroglyphidae
Source: RefSeq, a predicted model, not a curated record